Olea europaea var. sylvestris is the source of this 1362-nucleotide messenger RNA. RefSeq names its product probable WRKY transcription factor 17. The transcript is spliced from 3 exons. The coding region runs from base 162 to 1169 and encodes 335 amino acids. Lineage: Eukaryota; Viridiplantae; Streptophyta; Magnoliopsida; Lamiales; Oleaceae. The record is from RefSeq and is a predicted model, not a curated record. Gene Ontology annotation, biological process: regulation of DNA-templated transcription. Gene Ontology annotation, molecular function: DNA-binding transcription factor activity; sequence-specific DNA binding.
CCACUGCAAUUUUCUAUCCAUUUUCGCUGAGUUUUUUUUCUUGAUUUGGUUUUUGGGUUGUAAUUUUCUGAUGUGGGUUCAGUAAAUCUUCAAAUUUGAUUGGGAAGUUUUUUUAUUUAUUUAUUUUUUCCCCUCUCUUUGGAGGAAAAACGGCGGUGGAAAUGAUGGGGUAUGGUGAAAUGAACGAGCAAGUGGCGUUGCAGGAGGCGGCGACGGCGGGUUUGAAAUCCAUGGACCAUUUAAUCCGGCUGGUCUCUCACCAGGAACAACAAAACCCGCAAAUCGACUGUACAGAAAUAACUGAUUUUACUGUUUCUAAGUUCAAAAAGGUUAUUUCUAUUCUAAAUCGAUCUGGCCAUGCCCGAUUCCGCCGUGCUCCGGUUCAAACUCCACCACCGGAGCGGCUCACUUUCGUUGAAAAUCAUAAUUUUGCUUCUGGGUCUAGUCAAAUGCCUCCAGUCUCUGGGAUUAAUAAACCUCAGCUUCAGGAUCUUAAUCUCAAUCUUUUCCCUGCAACUCCGGCGGCUGCGGUGGUGCCAGAACCAGCAUUUACCCUUGAUUUCAUGAAGCCAAGCGUGGUCGGUUCCACGCCUUUUGUUAAAGAGAUUAGUAAUGACUUGAAGAGCAAGGACGGUUUCAGUUUAUCGGCGGCGAUGUCAACGUCAGGAAACUCGUCGACGACGUUUGUUUCGUGUAUAACCGGCGACGGGAGCGUGUCAAACGGCAAAGGUGGGUCGUCCUCUAUGUUUUUGGCUCCUGCAGGCCCUUCUAUUUCCGCCGGAAAGCCUCCACUAUCCGGGAAGAGGUGCCGGGAGCACACAAAGUCAGAAAACGUCUCCGGCCGGUGUCAUUGCAAGAAGAGGAAAUAUAAGGUGAAGAGGACGAUUAGGGUCCCGGCCAUUAGCUCAAAAAUCGCAGAUAUUCCCGCGGAUGAGUACUCGUGGAGAAAGUAUGGUCAAAAGCCGAUCAAGGGCUCGCCAUUCCCGCGGGGUUACUAUAAGUGCAGUACCGUAAGGGGAUGCCCGGCAAGAAAGCACGUGGAGAGGGCCACAGAUGAUCCAUCGAUGUUGAUCGUCACUUACGAAGGGGAGCACAGGCAUACACAACAUGCAAUGCAGGAGAGGACAAUUGCGGAGGGUGGUCAAUUCGUCGCGUUCGAGUCGACAUGAGAAGCGAAGAGAAAAAUGUAAAAGUGAGAUGAAAAAUUGGGGCUUUUUGUAAGUUUAGGUAGUUGGAGGGGAUAUAGCAAAGGUUCUUGUAAAAUUGGUUGGGACAGGUGAGGACCAUAAUCUUAGAACAAAUGUUCAAUUUUUACUUUUUUUUAUGAUAUUUAGUUUAAUGGAUCGUUCUUUUAUUGAAUUA